Cyprinus carpio (common carp) is the source of this 9064-nucleotide messenger RNA. Its product is annotated as nebulin-related anchoring protein. Lineage: Eukaryota; Metazoa; Chordata; Actinopteri; Cypriniformes; Cyprinidae. Gene Ontology annotation, cellular component: Z disc. Gene Ontology annotation, molecular function: actin filament binding. The record is from RefSeq and is a predicted model, not a curated record. Gene Ontology annotation, biological process: cardiac muscle thin filament assembly.
ACAGGGUCUCAGUCAGAGAACAGAUCUAAGUUUACAGAGACUGAGACAGAAGUGGGGACAAGGGACCGUCUGGGACGCCUUGCUUUCCAGUUCUGACUAUUUGUAAAAGUUGUUUUUAUUUUUCUCUGGAGUUGCUGGCUUAAUUUGAUAAAACUAUGAAUGUUCAAAAGUGUGCCAGGUGUGGGUUUGUGGUGUACCCAGCGGAGAAGAUCAAUCUUAUUGGUCAGAAUUGGCACAAAGCAUGUUUUCACUGUGAGGUCUGUAAAAUGGUUCUUACUCCCAAUAAUUUUGUCAGCCAUCAGAAAAGGCCAUACUGUCAAGUGCAUAAUCCAAAGAACAACACUUUCACAAGUGUUUAUGAGACCCCUGUCAACAUCAAUGCCAAGAAGCAAUCUGAAGCAGCCAGUGAGAAUAAAUAUAGAGAAGAAGGGGAGCGUUUCAUGUCCACUUUCCACUAUGACAUGAGAUCAAAAGAAAUGGAGCAAGCUCGUAAGGCCAACCAGCUUGCCAGUCAGCAGCAAGGUUACCAAACUGAAUUUGUGGGCCAACAGUCAUUUUAUUCGGGCAGCGUUACCAGCCAGGAAAUUGUACGUGUGACCCAGGCACAGAAGACCAUUAGCGACGUGGAAUAUAAACGAGGCCAUGAGGCACGUGUGACGCAGUUUACAUCUGUUGCUGACACACCUGAGAUGUUACAUGCCAAGACUGGAGUCUCAUUGGCCAGUGAUGUGAAAUACACAGAAGAAUACGAGCAGUCUAAAGGAAAGGGAAGUUUCCCAGCUAUGAUCACGCCAGGAUAUGAAAUGGCAAAGAAAGCCAAUACACUGGCUAGCAAUGUGGAGUAUAAAAAAGGCCACGAAGAACGAGUGUCAAAAUACACCACUGUGAUGGAUACUCCUGAUGUACUUUUAGCUAAAAAUCAAGGGAAGAUUGCCAGUGAUUAUGUCUACGCUGAGGAAUAUGAACAGCAGAGGGGCAAAGGCAGUUUUCCUGCCCACUUCACUCCCGGAUAUCAGGUGGCUAAAAAAGCAGGCGAGAUGGCCAGCAAAGUGAAAUAUCAACAGAAAUACGAGCAGGAGAUUAAGGGCAAGGCCAGCACUGAUGCUGGUUCUGCAGAGUUUGCUUUGGCCAAAGAGAAUGCAGAGCACUUCAGUCAGCAUGCCUAUACUGAGGAAUAUGAACAGCAAAAGGGCAAGGGCAGCUUUCCUGCUAUGAUUACCCCUGGAUAUAAGAUGGCCAAGAAAGCCCAUGACAUAGCCAGUGAUCUGAAAUAUAAGAAGGAUUUGAACAAGAUGAAGGGAUCUUCUGCAUACCACACUCUGAACACUGACGACAACUUGACUCUGAAGUGUGCAAGCAAAAUCAACAAGCUUGUGAGCGAGGUUGAAUACAAGAAGGACUUUGAGACCACCAAAGGCCACAGCAUCAACUACUGCGAGACGCCACAGUUCAAGAAUGUGUCAAAGAUCGCCAAGUAUACCAGUGAUAAUAAAUACAAGGAGAAUUACACCAAUCACAUGAAGGGGCACUAUGAGGGUGGUGGCAUCGAUAAGAAGACCAUGCAUGCCAUGAACGUCAGAAAGCUUGCCAGUGAUAUUGCCUACAAAUCAGAAUAUGAGCAGGAGAAGCAUGUUCAGAGUGAGUAUAACUAUCCAGCCACCAUCACUCCAUCCUAUCAGUCACAGAAGAAACUGGAGCCGCUCAAAGAUAAAAACUACAGACAGCAUAUCGACAAGCUGAAAUUCAGCCAGGUUACAGACACUCCUGAAAUUGUGCAAGCCAGAAUCAAUGCCCAUCAGCUCAGCGAUCUGAACUAUAAAGCCAACUAUGAGAAGACAAAGACCCAGUACACAUUAUCUCAAGAUACACCAGAACUUAAAAUGGCCAAAGCCAAUGCAGAGCUCGCCAGUGAUAUCAAAUACAAAGAGAACUGGGAGAAGAACAAAUCCAAAGCAUGUGAUAUCGGCCUGGACACACUGACACUCAAAGCUGCCAAAGCCUCUCGAGACCUGGCUAGUGAUAUCAAGUAUAAGGAAGCAUAUGCAAAGAACAAAGACAAAGCCAUUGGAAUGGAUGUGAGUGACUCCAAAACAAUGCACUCCCUUCAGGUGGCCAAGCUUAGCAGUGAGGUCGCUUAUAAAAAGGAUUCUAAGGAGACUCAAUCCAAGUGCCACCUGCCUCUAGACAUGGUGAAUCUGAGUCAUGCUAAGAAGGCUCAGGCCCUGGCCAGUGAUUUGGACUACAGGAAGAAGUUACACGAUUAUACCGUCCUGCCUGAUGACAUGAAAGUCCAGCAAGCUAAGAAAGCCUACCAACUGCAGAGUGAUAACCAAUACCGAUCAGACCUGACCUGGAUGAAAGGAGUCGGAUGGGAGGCUGAUGGUUGCCUGGAUGUAGAACAAGCUAAGAAAGCAAGAGAACUAGUCAGUGAGAAAAAGUACCGCCAGAAGGUGGACAGUGUGAAAUUCACACAAGUGGCAGACACUCCUUCCAUCAUACAUGCUAAGAAGAGCCAGGAGCUGCAGAGUGGGCUGGCAUACAAAGCGGGGACUGAACAGACAAUGCACCAGUACACUAUAAGCAAAGAUGAGCCUCUCUUCAAGCAAGCCAAAGCUAAUGCAGAGCUUCUCAGUGAGAAAUCAUAUAAGAGUAGUUGGGAGGAGCAGAGGGAGAAGGGUUUUGAACUAGGUUUGGACUCACUUUCAAUUCUCGCCGCCAAAACAACAAGAGAUCUCGCCAGUGAUGUGAAGUACAAGCAAGAAUAUGAGAUGACAAAAGGGAAGAUGAUUGGCGUGAAGACUGUUUCAGAUGAUUCUCAGAUGGCCCAUUCAACCAAGGCUACCAAACUCCAGAGUGACCUCAAUUACAAGAAAGAGUACGAGGACACCAAGACCAAAUACAGUGCCUCACUUGAUAUGAUGACCCUCACCCAUGCCAAGAAAGCCCAGGAACUGGCCACUGAGAAAAAUUACAAAACCUUCUUACACGAGUACACCAUCUUGCCCACUGAUAUGAAGGUGGAAUGGGCCAAAAAGGCUUACGGCCUACAGAGUGAUAAAAAGUAUCGCUCUGACCUGAACUGGAUGAAAGGGGUGGGAUGGGAAACCACCGGAUCCCUUGAUAUACAGCAGGCCCGAAAAGCUACAGAUUUAGCCAGCGAGAAAAAAUACAGACAGGAUGUAAGUGCUCUGAAGUUUACCAGCGUGGAGGAUACACCAGAGAUGGUCCAGGCCAAAAUCAGUAGCAAACUGGUUCUUGAUAGAUUAUACAGAGAGAAAGGAGAGAAUGAAAUGCACAAGUACACACUCAUUGGAAAUAUUCCAGAGCAUGUGCAGGCUAAAAUCAAUGCCAUGAACCUCAGUGAGUCACACUACAAAGAGUCCUGGAGAAAGAUCAGAGAUGGUGGCUACAAGUUACGCUUGGAUGCUAUUCCAUUCCAAGCAGCCAAAUCUUCUGCAGAAAUCCUCAGUGAUCAAAAAUACAAGGCACAGUUUGAGAAGACAAAAGGGAAGAUGAUUGGGCUAAAGGGACUAAAGGAUGACAUAAACAUUGCUCACUCUGUGCAUGCCACAGAUAUACAGAGUGAUCUCAAAUACAAAAAGGACUCUUCUAAGGUGCACUCUCAGUUCCAUCUACCAAUGGAUAUGUUGGAUGUGCUCCAUGCUAAGAAGGCUCAGUCUCUAGUCAGCGAUCAGGACUAUAGACUUACAUUGCACAAGUAUACAACACUGCCUGAUGACCUUAAAGUGCAGGCUGCCAAGAGAGCAUAUGAACUGCAGAGUGAGAAAAUCUACCGCUCUGAUCUUAACUACCUUCGUGGUGCGGCCUGGAUUGCUACCGGUGCCCUACAGAUCGAGGGAUCCAAACGAGCCACAGAUCUAAUUAGCGAGAAAAAGUAUCGCCAGCAGCCCUACUCAUUCAAACACACAUCCGUCACGGAUUCUCCAGAUAUUGUGCAUGCUAAGACCAGUAACAAGAUCACUAAUGAGCGCUUGUACAAAGAAAAGGGAGAGAAUUUCAGGCACAACUACACCAUUACUGCCGAGAGACCUGAAAUCACCCAGGCCAAGAUUAACGCUGCUAACUUCAGUGAUGUUAAAUACAAGGAGUCAUGGCAUACACUAAGAGCUCAGGGUUAUAAACUCACCAUGAAGGAUAUCCCCUUCCAGGCUGCCAAAGCCUCCACCAGCAUUGCUAGUGAUGUCCAGUACAAGCACAACCAUGUAUUGGAUAAAGGCAAGCACAUCGGAGCUCGCAGUGUUCAUGAAGAUUCGCAUUUAAUGCACUGCUUAGAGAUGGGCCGUCUGCAGAGUGACCAGCAUUAUCGCAAAGAUGCUGUGUCUGUUAGUGGCCAGUACCAGCUGCCUCUAGACAUGGUGAACCUGGUUCAUGCCAAGAAAGCCCAGGCUUUAGCCAGCGACCAGGAUUACAAGACUCACAUACACUCUUACACAGUCCUACCUGAUGAUAUAAAGGUGCAAUGGGCCAAAAAGGCAUAUGACCUGCAGAGCCAGAAUGUGUACAAAUCAGAUCUGAACUUCAUGAAGGGAGUGGCCUGGGACUCAGUAGGUGCACCCCAGCUGGAGUCUGCAAAGAAAGCUGGAGAGCUCAUUAGUGAUAAGAAGUAUCGUCAACAUCCUGACAGUCUGAAGUUCACUCAAGUUGCUGAUUCACCUGAUAUCAUCCACGCAAAGAACAGCUACAUGCAGUGUAGUGAGAGGAUGUAUAAGUCUGGAGACUCUGACUCUAUGCACAAGUACACAUUACCUCCUGAUCAUCCUGACUUCAUCAGAGCAAAGAUCAACGCUCAACAAAUUAGCGAUAAAGUGUAUAAAAAAUCAGGUGAACAGGUAAUGUCUGCAGGUUACGACCUCAGGUUAGAUGCCAUUCCCUUCCAGACAGCCAAGGCCUCUCGAGAAAUUGCUAGUGAUUUCCGCUACAAGGAGGAAUUUGUCAAAGGCAAAGGCCAGCAGGUGGGCCUCCUCAGCGUUGAGGAUGACCCCAAGAUCAGACACUCACUGGCUAUAGGGAAGCUCCAGAGUGACAACGAGUACAAGAAGCAGUUCCAGGAGACACGCUCUCAGUUUAAGAUCCAUGGCGACCAGCCUGAGUUCCUGCAUGCUAAGAAGAGCCAGGCUCAGCUCAGCAACCUCAACUAUCGCCAACGUCUUCAUGAUUACACCUGUGAUCCUAAUCAGCUCAACGUCAAACACGCUAAACAAGCCUACCAGCUGCAAAGUGAUGUGAACUACAAAUCCGAUUUGAACUGGAUUAAAGGUGUGGGCUGGACCCCACCGGGCUCUCUUAAGGCAGAAAUGGCCCGCCGUGCAGCAGAACUGGGCCUUGCUGAAGGAGUAACCACUGACGAAGCUAUCGCCAAGUAUCAGCAGCUAAUGAUGCUCCAGAGACAGCAGGAGUUCCAAGAGCAAGAGCAAUCCAACACUGAGCAGACGGAGACAACAAAGGAGUUCCAGCAGCCAGGAGUCAAUCCUGAUGCAAUGGAGAUCCUCCAUGUCAAGAGGAAGAAGACAAUUCACACCACAUUCAAGCAGGCCAAGACCACAAAAUCCAUCACGUCACAGUCUGUUGCUUCCCACUCAACCACAAGUCAGUCUAUCACCAACCAGUCCACCAAGAAACAAUCCAUUAUGGGCCAGUCUCAUGCUGAUGAAUCCACCGCAAGACAGAUGAGUGAAAACCGGGCCAUCACAGAUCAAGCUGCUGCGAAGUCAGGAACAAUGUAAUCUGCCAUUUCUGUCUUUCUUUCUAUUGUUUUUUAAAUUUAAUUUAUGAACAUCAUGUAGAUCCUGGUGUUCUUUGACUGUGUUUUCGAUUGAUGCAUGAAUGAAGGAUAUUUAGAUGAAAGACUUGUGUGAAAAAUGAAUGUUGAAGAAGGUUAUAAGUGAAAAGUGAACAUGAAGAUGGUUAAAGUAAGUUCAGACAGUAAAGGAUGGUUAGUUUUCAUUUUAUUAUGGUUUAAUGAAUGUGGUUAUAGUUACGAGAAGAUAUCAAAGAAAGCUACAAAUAUGGACAGAGUAAGUAAAGAAUGGGGUGAACAUUAUUUUCAAGACGUGCUAUUUUAUUAUUACAGUAGAUGGAAUAUUUUUAUUUGCUGGAAAUAUGACAAGCAAGAAUCAAUUGUAAAAUGUCUGAUUACAUUUAUAACAUUUCAUUUGUCCCUCUGGGGAUUCGACAGUUGUCUCUGGUGGUUCUGAAAUUGUUUUAUUGAAGCUACUGGAUAUAAUGUAUGCACAUCAAGCUGCACUUUGCGAAAAAGAACCGCAACUCUGCUAGCAGAGUUAAAUAGCUGAACUGUAAGUAAAUGUGUGAAUUAUGACAAAUAAUAAUAAAAGUUAUUUUAUGUCUAGUACUUGAACACUAGAGGGCAGUCACAGACAGUUUUAUUGUGUCAAGUCAAUAGUUUCUUGUAAUAAACUUGUUUGACAGACAGACAUAGUUAGAUAGAUAGAUAGAUAGAUAGAUAGAUAGAUAGAUAGAUAGAUAGAUAGAUAGAUAGAUAGAUAGGAUAGAUAGAUAGAUAGAUAGAUAGAUAGAUAGAUAGAUAGAUGGAUGGAUGGAUGGAUGGAUGGAUGGAUGGAUGGAUGGAUGACGGUAAAAGCUGUAAAAUAACAUUAUUUCUUCCAGCAGUUUGGAGGAACUGCUCAGCGGGGCCUCACUAUUGCUGGAACAUAAUGAAAAUCAGUUUAAAGAAAUAAAUCAUGUUUAUUUUCUUGCUUUUUCAAUGCAAGUGUUGACCCAUAAUGCCUAAAGCAGAGGUGCUGAACAACUGUUGUGAAGGAACUGGUGAUGGUCGGCCCAUAGGGACACUUGCGAAGGCUGAUACGAGUUCACAGCUGAGUUCUGAGCACUGGGCUUUUGGAAUUGGUUAUGGGAAUCUAGAUGGAAAAACCUUUUCAACAGAAAAAAUAAGGUCUCGUUAUUUCCAUUGCAUAUUAGCAUAUAGAAUAAAAAGAGUUUUCUGGUUAAUGCAUGAUGCAUGUUGCAGUGAUCAUUUUUAUACAGUAUAUCUAGGUUUUCUAAAUACAUUUCUAACAGUUAUUCUUCAAGUGCGGUAAUAAGAUAAACACACAGGAUGACUAAUUAUGACAAUUUUUUGCAAUUAAUGCACAUUUUGCACACGUAUAAAAGCAGGAAUGACAAUAAAGGUUGCCAUUUCUUUAGUCAAAGUUCACUACUGAGGAAAAGUAGAGCCUGACAAAGCUUUGAGUAAUGUGACCAUUUUUCCUAUAGAGACAAAAAUGGCCUGUGAGUCAGGGUUUGUGGUCAAAGUAGCAAUAAAAUCGUCUGUAUGUGCAAGCAUCAUGUCCAGCCUCAGUCCCAUAAGCCCCCUUGUCGCCCAAAUUUCUUUAUGGCUCUCACUGGGCCUUUCAGAGUGAAUUUGUUUUGCUUUUGCUGCUUACUACUGUACAAAUGCCCAAGUGUGAUUAGAAUGAGUCAGUACACAGACCUGGACUGAAUUCUGUUAAUGCAAACCUGAUUGAAAAAGGUUGGCAUUACCUUGAACAGUUCAAAAAGGCAAAUGUGCACUGACGUAUCUGGUGUUCCUCUGAAAUGAAAGCCUUGAUCUGAUCAAGUUUAAACAGAAGUUUUAUGAUCAUUCGUGAUGGAGAUCAAUUGCUAAAUUCAUAACAUAACCAGUGCAACCACUUGGCUCUGUUGUUAGUUUGCUUUUGCAAAGAAUAUUAAUGUGCCAAAGAUCUUAGGAAACACUGCCCUUUGAGUAUAGUUUACACAUGUUGUAAAUUUUAAGUGUACCUUUUAGCUCAUUUUGAAAAGAAAAUACUAGACUCUGUGCAUUUGCUACAGCCAGUGAGUGUGGCACUAGCAGACACACAUAAAAUGUGACAUGGUGGCCGGUCAGUUCCGUCCAGUUUGACGUGAACCUUGUCCGUUUAAAGAGUGCCACAUGGCUUGUAUAAAGAAAGCCCGACUUAAUGAGUUGUAUUCCACUGGAGUAUUGGCUUUCAUGAGUCGGCCUUUCCACAUGGAAAAUAAGGAAAUUCCUGAGUCUUCUGUGCUGCAGCACAAACUGUCAGAAUUAGAUCCGUAGAUGGAAAAAUGAACACAUGCUUGCUGCUUUAGAACCGUAAUGCAACACCAGUGAUAUUUACAGAAGGGCUUCAGAACUAAUGGGUCGCGACCCAAAAAUGGGUCACAGAUCUAUUCUGAUAGAGUUGUGGGGAAAAAACAUAGUUAAAUAUACAUAAAGUGCUACUAACCAUAUAGUGCAUAGUUAGGCUAACAAAAUAAAUAGACACUAAUAACAGAGGAGAAACGCUUCCCAUCUUUUGUUCAUCCAGUCAAAUUCUACAAUAUUUUGCAGUAAAUGCAUGCAGUGAAUUGAACUAGUUCUCCCAAAAAUGAAAAUUCUCUAAUUGUUUACUCACCCUUAUGUCGUUCCAAACCUCACGCUGUUCCAAAACCUGUAUGAGUUUGUUUCUUCUGUUGAACAGAAAAGGAGAUAUUUUGAAGAAUGUUGGUAUCCAAACAAUCACUGGUAGCCACUGACUUCCAUAGUAUGGAAAAAAAAAAUACUACGAAAGUCAAUGGGUUCUCUAUGCUAAACAAUUUUGGUGUGGUAAAAUGGUAAAUCCAUUGUCAAAACCACUCAUUUACUGUCAUGGGAGACAUCAAGGACCACAAAGUGAUGUAACUAAACUUAUACACUUGAUCCACCAGCGCUUCCUUUUGUCUGUUAACAAGCUUGGCUCUUCUUUAAUGUGCCAUGUGUAAUACAUUACAGAUAUCCCAUUUCUUCUAUCUCUCUUUCUCUCACAUUUUUUUUUCUGUGGUCUUUGGCAAGAGGGUUAGAAUAAAUAAGAGAAUGGAAGAGCCAGGGAUUUGCCUCUGGGUGCCAGGGCAGGGUGACCUAAGUGUGAAAAUGAGAACAGGAUGCACUAGAACGGUUGCUAUGACAGGCCUCUGGGAUUCCCAGCAGAGUGAGGUUUUCUUAUGAGUUUUUACUGGACAUGGUUCCAUUGGAAAACCAACCUUUGUAAUGGCCGUUAAUCAUGUGCACAAAUAAAACGUGUAACAUACUUCA